UCUCUCACUACAAAGGGAAGCAAUUUGAUGUCAUUGGCUUGGUCCAAUUUGUGCGUCUAAGACCCAAAAAGCUUUUUUGUUUGUUUAUUUCCUCUCUAAUUUGGCCUCCUCUUUUCAAAGUUCCAUAACUCUGCUGCUACUCCUAUGCAAAUUCUGGGCUUUCGAUUUCUCAAGUAAGCUAUCCAGUUUCAACAGUUCUCUAAUCUAUUCUUCAAAUUGAUAGCUACUUCUCUUCUUUUUUUUUUUCUUCUCUAUCUAUUCGACUAUUCGUCUCUGUUUUUCUUUUUAAUUUCGGGAUUCAAAGAAACACUUUCUGCUGAACGUGGAAUUUGAUUACUGGGUCAUACUCCUACUCAUUUGUUUCUCCUCACUUGACUAUUUGAACAGAGAAUUUCACAAUUCUAGAGAGAAAUAAGAGGGAGAUAAUUCUGGGGAUGGUGUUGGUUGGGGAAGGAGAUGGUCAAGGGUUUUAGGUGAGGAAAGGGAAAAAGAAAAACUGAAUGAGGCAGAAUUUCAAUAGCAGCUUAUGAAUUUUUUUUUCCCCUAGAAAUAAGCUUCAAAUGAAUACGAGUCAAAGAGAAGUUAAAGAAUUUUGAGAUGGAUGAAGAAAAAAAAGGUGGGCUCGCCGGUUGUACUCGGAAAGCGUUUUUUCGGUCGGCGUCUUGGACUGACCGGUCGCCGUCAAAGCCUCAUCAUAGUCGAAAUUUAGUGCCUAAUAGUAACAAAGCUCGAUCAUGUCUACCGCCGCUGCAGCCGCUUUCAAUUAGCCGCCGGAAUGUUGAGGAGUGGCCACGAGCAGGUUCUGAUGAUCUUGGCGUUUGGCCAAACCCAGAAACUCCGAGAGAAUUUGUUAAUAAGUCGUCUCAAAGUUCUGAACGUGAAAAACCUGCGAGGGAAUUUCAGUUUAAGAAGGAUAAACUUGCGUUUUUUGAUAAGGAAUGCUCGAAGAUUCUUGAUCAUGUGUAUUUAGGGAGUGAUUCCGUGGCUAAGAAUCGACAAGUUUUGAGGCAGAAUCGGAUUACUCAUGUGCUGAACUGUGUUGGGUUUGUCUGUCCUGAGUAUUUCAAGGGUGAAUUUGUGUACAAAACACUUUGGUUGCAAGAUAGUCCCUCUGAGGAUAUUACUAGUAUUCUCUAUAAUGUGUUUGAUUACUUUGAAGAUGUUCGUGAACAAGGCGGUCGGGUUUUCGUGCAUUGUUGCCAAGGGGUGUCUCGGUCGACUUCUCUUGUAAUUGCAUACCUCAUGUGGAAGGAAGGCCGGAGUUUUCACGACGCUUUUCAAUAUGUAAAAGCUGCUCGAGGGGUGGCUAAUCCAAACUUGGGUUUUGCUUGUCAGUUAUUGCAGUGCCAGAAGAGAGUUCAUGCAAUGCCUGCUAGCCCGAAUUCAAUUUCGAGGAUGUAUAGGAUGGCUCCACAUUCAUCAUAUGAUCCGCUUCAUCUAGUACCUAAGUUGUUGAACACUCCAACUGUUCAAGGACUUGAUUCUCGUGGGGCAUUCGUUGUGCACGUUCCUUCAGCAAUCUAUGUCUGGAAGGGGGAGAAGUGCGACUCUGUGAUGUUGAAUACGGCAAAGGCAGCAGCGUCGCAGGUUAUCCGAUAUGAGAAGGCAAAGGGCCCCAUCCUUAGCAUCAAGGAAGGUGAAGAACCGUUAGAGUUUUGGGAUGCUCUUGUGAGUGGCCAAAACUCAGCUGAUAGUUCUGGAGGAAAAGUUCAAAGAUUUGAUAGUUCGUAUACCACAGAAGAUCGCAUCUUGAAAAUAACAAGUGUGAAGGUGGGUGGAAGGAAGGUUGAGGAGUAUGAUCCAGAUUUUGAGAUCUUCCACAGGGCGAUUUCAGGUGGGGUCGUUCCACCUUUCGAUCGAUUCAAUACAGAAUCAGAGAAUUAUCUUCCGAGUAGAGAAAAUGGGUGGGACUCAACCAAAAGGAAGUUCAAAAAUGAAACUGCAAAAGAUAUUAUCACAUCUUUGUCAGAAUUGGAUUGUGACACUAGAGCACCAUUUGAUGAAAUGGAUGUGACAGCAAAUAUUGAUGAAGAUGCAGAAGUACCUGUUUCUUCAAUUGACCUUGCAUCUCCACCACUUUCGCCCACAGCCUAUUUGUGUGCACCUGAAUCUUUUGACCGUUUUCCAAAUAGUAGACUGGAUCGGAGAAUAGAAAAUUCUAACGAGGAAAGCUCGAUCCCAGACGAUUCUUUGUCGUUACCAAUUCAUCCUUUGGGGUCACCAGAUUCAUUUUCUUGUUUCCAAGGAGGUACUAGUCCAAAGGUUGGAACCAAAUCCCCUUCACUAUCUCCCUCUACAUCUGAUAAUUCUAGUUCUUUUACCUUUUCACCGUCAUCGUCUAAUUGGUCUGACUUAUCAUAUAUGUCUUCUCGGCAACCUUCACCAUCUGACAUGGACUCAUUGCAUCCGGCUGUUCAAAACUCUUCCAUCAUAGAUAAUUUUUGUUUACACCACAAAGAAACACAUCCUAUCUUUGUAGAGUCCUUUUCCUCUUAUCAUCCUACAUUAAAGCCAGAAAACACCAAUUUGACAUCAAGAGGAGCCUGCCCUUCAAUUGCAGAGCGUCGAGGGAGUCAUCCUCCACCUAGGAUGUUGCUGCCCUCCAUUGAAGAAGCCUGCAAGGUUCAGAGGAAGAUAGUUCGAUCAUCGUCAUUUUCUUUACCCGAUUUAGACGAUGAUCUGUUGGAGAUAUCUGGGUGCAGACUAUCCAAAGAUAAAAACAGUAGUAAAGUUAUGAAUUUGGAUAUUGACAGAUUUGGAGCUUGCACUGAAUUAGAAUGCGAUUUUGAGGAAGGAAAGCCUCGGGUAUUUUACCAGUGGCCUUCAAUGAGUAAAACGGCGAUCAAUCAACUUAGAGGUCUUAAUUCUAGAUCAGUGUAUAUGUUGUUCGAUCCAGAUCUAAAUUUGGAUUCAAACGGCGGUAACAAACUAUUUAUCUGGUUGGGGAGUGAAGUUUUGCAUGAAAAAGAUGACAGUCAACCGAUGAGUGACUACAGUGGUUGUCUCCACUGGGAGAUGAUCGGACAUAUAUUCAUCAACAAUAAGGGAAUUCCUAGAGAUACCCGAAUACAGAUAAUAAGAGAAGGGGAAGAGCCCGAGGAGUUCCUUGCAAUUCUAAACCGUUCUUUACCUCAAAAAACGGAAGAUGUUGAUCUAUGGUCUGUGAAAACCUGAUGGACUGUGGCGAUGGGUCUUCCAAAAGGUAAAACUGGCAUCCAGGGCAGAACUGAUGUGAUCUGCUUGUGAGAUGUAUAUAUAUACGUAGAGAAUCCAAUCCUCCAAAGAUCAUGUAUAGACAAUGACGCCAUCAAUAGUGUGAAUUUACCCAGUGAUCAAAUGAGUUCACCUGCUUUUGAAGAAA
This is a messenger RNA of Cucumis melo (muskmelon), 3361 nucleotides long. Its product is annotated as protein-tyrosine-phosphatase MKP1-like. The record is from RefSeq and is a predicted model, not a curated record. NCBI's taxonomy places the organism in Eukaryota, Viridiplantae, Streptophyta, Magnoliopsida, Cucurbitales, Cucurbitaceae. Gene Ontology annotation, molecular function: actin filament binding; protein tyrosine/serine/threonine phosphatase activity. Gene Ontology annotation, biological process: protein dephosphorylation. Bases 598 to 3174 code for a protein of 858 amino acids. The transcript has 2 exons.